GGCGGGGAUUGUGAGAAAAGCCAAAAUCAAAACCCUUGUUAGGUUAUUCUGGAAUCUCCUUCGAUUGCCCUCACAAAUUGCCAGUUGCCACCAAUCACCUCUCACAAUUUCUUCGCCCGCCAAAUACAAAACCUCUCCCUCUCACUCGCUCACUCUCACAAAGGUCACCCAUUCAACUACAUCAACCAAGUCAAGUUCUAAUUUCUGGAUUUUUAAUUGGCAAUGGCGGAUGCACCGACGAGUCCAGCGAACGGGAGCCAUGAGAGUGGAGGAGAGCAGAGCCCGCAGGAGUCUUCUUCCGGCGGCCUAUGUGGUGCAGGAGCAAGGGAGCAGGACAGGUUCCUCCCUAUCGCCAACAUCAGCAGGAUCAUGAAAAAGGGGCUCCCUGCCAAUGGCAAGAUCGCCAAGGACGCCAAGGACACAAUGCAGGAAUGCGUUUCGGAAUUCAUCAGCUUCAUCACCAGCGAGGCAUGUGAGAAGUGCCAGAAAGAGAAGAGGAAGACCAUUAAUGGAGAUGAUUUGUUAUGGGCGAUGGCCACUUUAGGAUUUGAAGACUACAUAGAACCUCUUAAAGUGUACCUAGCAAGAUUCAGAGAGGUAUUUUUAGUGACAUUUUAUUCUCCUGUCUCUAUUUUCCUUUAUUCUCCUGACUACAUAGAUAAUAGGGUGAUAAUUUAUUGUGAUUGCUAAGUACAACAGCUUUUCCCUAUAAAUGUUUUAACAAAUUGCUAAUGACUACUCAUGCUAGUUUCACUAAUAAGUAAUAACUGCUUUUCACGUCAUACUGUUUGUGGCUUUCUGUCUUAGUAGUAUUUACAUCCAACAUUUCUCCAUACUUCGUGUAUAUUUGUUAGAACCGAGAUUUUGUCUCUUCUAAAGCCUAAAACCCAACUGAGAAAUAUGAAUUUUAUGCUUCCUAGUUUUCACUUUCCAUUUCCUUCUCCAUACAA
Arachis stenosperma is the source of this 950-nucleotide messenger RNA. Its product is annotated as nuclear transcription factor Y subunit B-1-like. NCBI's taxonomy places the organism in Eukaryota, Viridiplantae, Streptophyta, Magnoliopsida, Fabales, Fabaceae. Gene Ontology annotation, cellular component: nucleus; CCAAT-binding factor complex. The transcript is spliced from 3 exons. The record is from RefSeq and is a predicted model, not a curated record. Bases 223 to 690 code for a protein of 155 amino acids. Gene Ontology annotation, biological process: regulation of transcription by RNA polymerase II. Gene Ontology annotation, molecular function: RNA polymerase II cis-regulatory region sequence-specific DNA binding; DNA-binding transcription activator activity, RNA polymerase II-specific; protein heterodimerization activity.